CAGGCAGCAUGGGUGGAGGAGGGUGCCAGUGAUCGGCAUGCCUCUGCUUUUUGACCAGUUUGACAUUGUAGUCAGACUCGAAUUCCGAGGAGCAGCAAAAGUGAUCAACGUUGCAACCAUACAUUCCACAGAUCUGUUGCAGACACUCAACGAGGUGAUAAACGGCGCAUCUUAUGGGGCCAACAUGAAGAGACUCUCCGCUCUCCAUCGGGACCAGCCAGAUUCGCCAAUGGAGAGAGCCGUUUUCUGGGUUGAGUACGUUGCCCGACACAAAGGAGCGGGGCAUUUGCGCUCAGAAUCCCACCGACUCCCUUGGUACGCUUACUAUUGUGUAGAUGUGAUGAUCUUUCUGUUGUCUGUGUUACUCCUGCUCACUGUGUUGGUGGUUGGAACACUGAAGAAACUUUGUCGUAUUGUUUGUGGGAAAAAGCAAAAGACUGAGUGAGAUUUGUUUCCCCUUGGUAUAUUUUAUUCUUUCAAAUUAAUCAAAUAAAGUUUUUCAUGCCUUUGAUCCACGGAGUCUCCUUUCCACAAAACAUGGAUUCAACAUGUGCUAAUAAAAGCCAGAAAGGUGAGUGAAAUAAUAACCUUGGUGCAUUGAUAUGCAGAUGAAAAGUGUAAAUGGCUGAAACUCAUUGACUUGAAGCCUUAAAUUUACUGACAGUUAUUCACAAUGAAGUUACCUUUGGUUUUCUGGGCACAAACCUUUGUGAUUCACUGACAGAGUGGACCUUUACUGCACUAUUCCCUCUUCCAGUCAAUCAUGCCAACUCUCACUCUCAAUCUGUCAGCAUGUUUGCCUUCGUUCCAGUGCCCCAUUAUUGUCAUACAUUAUCAUAGUGAGCCUCCUUUACACUUUAGAGAUACAAUGUGGAAACAGACCCUUCGGCCCAUUCGGUCUGCGCCGACCAGCGAUCACUCCACACACAAGAUAGACACAAAAUGCUGGAUAUCUCAGCAGGUCAGGCAGCAUCACUGGAGAAAAAGAUUAGGUGAUGUCUCUAGUAAGAACCCUUCCCUGACCCCACACACUAGCAUUAGCCUCCACAUGAGGGACUAUAGACAAUUUAAAAAAAAAAAAUCUAAUUAAUCUUUUAGCCUGUAU
Molecule: messenger RNA, 1105 nt
Organism: Leucoraja erinaceus (little skate)
Lineage: Eukaryota; Metazoa; Chordata; Chondrichthyes; Rajiformes; Rajidae
Product: UDP-glucuronosyltransferase 2B13-like
Exons: 1
Coding region: 38-445 (135 amino acids)
Molecular function (GO): UDP-glycosyltransferase activity
Source: RefSeq, a predicted model, not a curated record